Caenorhabditis auriculariae is the source of this 4373-nucleotide messenger RNA. Lineage: Eukaryota; Metazoa; Nematoda; Chromadorea; Rhabditida; Rhabditidae. The record is from the annotation of a GenBank genome assembly.
AUGACGUCCCGCGGGAGUCCGUUGACAGCGCUGGCGACAUUCAUUUUUCCAAACAAACGACCAGACGACAUUUGCCCGACAUCUUCUCAACUCUUGCCUUUUUUAGGCUAUACUGGAACUGGAGGCUGGGCUGGUAUGGUUUUUGGUCGGUUUUUUGAAGAGGUAUUUGGAAAUUGAACGAUUUCUUUAAAACGAUGAGGAGGAGCGAAUAAGGCGCAAGAGAAAUAAGAUUUGAGGCGUUUGAGAAAAUUUUGAUCCUGAAUGAAAUUUUUAGAGAAUGAAGUUUAGGAAUAACUUGCCAGUAGUUCGAAAUCUAGAGGAAAACUUGGAACUUUUUCGAAUUUGGAAACAGUUCUUCUGGGAAUCGUACUAAUGCUCGCAAUAGAGUUACAGUGCAAGACCAAAUGUUAACCUUUUCCAGAAUAGGUACUCAAACUUUGUUGCAAAAAAAUAUUAAGUGAAUAAAAUUUCUACAAAAAAACUUGCUUUUUAAAGCUCCAGAAGUCAAAUACUUCUCUCAGAGGGUCAGAAAAAAGCCAAAAAUUGGUUUAUUUUGAAAAUACGACAACAGUGAUCAGUAUUGUUUGUCUACAUUAGGAAAAUCGAGAAGGUCACGAACACAUAGACAAAUGGAAAAUUGAUUGAAAUAAAUCGAGCGAUGAAAAAGUUUGAGAGUUCCGUUCUCACUUGGCCGGGCCGCUUUUUAGGCAGCCAACUUUUCCUCCAGUGUUUUCCUAGUUGAGGUCCAGAAUGGCCCCUAGAAAUAAAUCUUACUUUAACAGUUGCCAACACUCCCUGAGCCACACCCAAAACUACCUCCUGAGCUUAAAACUAAAUUUUAUUCCAUAUUUUUCAGAAUUUUCGCAAGUCCUGCUGGACUCUUUAUGUUCCGUUCAUACUUGGGCCGUUCAAUUUUUCUCAAUCCGACGUCGUGCUUCAUAAAUACUUCAACUUUCGAACUCUUCCAUCUCUAAUAAUUUCAAAAAAAAGACGCUUUAAAAGAAAGAGCUUCUUGACCCCCAGAAGUCAAAGACGGCAAGGAUAAAUUCGGUCUCAAGCGCAAAUUGAAAUUUCAUCGGUCUCUCUGCGAAAAUCAGUGUGCCGGAGGGCGACAUCGCCCCCAGGAGAGUGAUAGUUCUAAUCCGUUGCGCCGCCGGCCACAAAUUCAACAAAAGGCGUCCCGAUGUCGUCGUGCGACGUGAAGAGUCGCUAUCGGCGUUCGGCAUCUGCCGCGCGCCAUUUGUCGCCGGCUUCGCGAAGCUUUGCCCUUCCAAGGCUUCUCGCGCCAAGACCGUCAACUCUGAGGCUUUUCUUCAGAAAAAAAAAAGUUUGUUUAGCUAUUUGAAACAUGCUCGCGAUGGUCAUUUGAGUGUCAUGUUGGUCAUCGUUUCAGGGAGUUUCCAUUUCUGGCUGAAAACUUGGGAAACGAACAAUUCUUCUGUUCCUGGUUAAAUAGGAAACUAAUUGAAACUGAAUAAGUAGGACAAACAGGAAAAGGUCUUCCAUUGUCUUUAAGUUGGAAAAACAAGACAAAAAAACAUUAUUCGAUCGCAAAACUUGAGCACUGAUAUAAAAAAAUAAUCACUUUCAUUUCUAAAUCAAGAAAUUUAAAUAUUCAAAAGUGACUAUUUUUACGUGAGGCUCAACUUUCGAUCUUAGAAUUGAUGUUCUCGGACUGAAUUUUUGGUAUUGCCAAGACGUAGAAAGAAAAAUUUACUGAAACAGUUCUCGUUAUUGUAAAGAGUGAUUACCAGCUGGUUCGGAACAAAAAAUCUCAAAUUUUCAUCAGCUCUUCUUCAUUUACCGAAACAGAUAAGUGAUGAAAAAUUAAUCGAAAAUAAACCUUGAAGCGCACUUAUCAUUGAUUUCAAUAACUUAAUAAAAAAUCAAAAUGAACAACCCCUUCCUUGAAAUGCAACAAAAGCGAGAAAGACAUAAAUCAGGAUGGCUCACGAUUAUCUAAUAGAGCAGCGCUGCGCGACACGUUUCUUGGCGCAUUUCGACGAUUCGUCUUCAUCUUCACGGAAAUUCGCCGCGAUAAGGAUGGCGCGUUUGCAGCUCCUGAGGAUGGUCAAAUGGAUGAGAGGCUGUUGGGAGAAGUUCAUUCAUCAUUUUGCUACAAUUCGACUAGUAAGUCUAGUUGGGAGUUGACGAAUGACACUUUUUUAUGGGGGCGGAAAGAGAUCAACAUCUCGAACUUUCUUCAAAACUUUAUGAAAAAUCUUGACCUCAUGAAAAGGUUUUGAUGAUCUAGGAAAAGAAAGCGCUAACUCUAUUUUAUCUCAAUAUUCAUCAAACAAAAAAGGCUAGAGAAAACAUUCCAACCGUCACGCCUCCAGCCAUUCCACAUGCGGCCACAAAGUUCCAAGUCUGUACUGACAAAACCCUCUAAAUAAAUACUCCUCCCAACUCAAUCUUUCUACUCGAGCUUUGAUCAAAUUUCAAUCUUUUCCACAACUAAUCUCCCCAGCAAGAUUAAAAAACGAUAUUCAUCGCAGAAAUUAAUGACUGGGAUUUGGUUGUUCAUUUUCCGAAACGAGAGGUUGGAGCCAGGAUUAGCGAUAAAGAGAUGGAAAAAUCGGUUCUUCCAACCUAAAAUUAGAAUGUGAACAUCAAAAGAAUAGGCUGAGAAUAUUGGAUACUGAUCACAAAAAAGCGAUAGUUUGAGUGUUCUUAGGAGCAAAAAAUUAUAUUUCCUUUAGGUGGAACUUUAGAGCAAAAAUGGGAAACUUUCUUUGAAAAUACUAUUCCCGUUUCAGAACUUCUUGUGUUCGUUUUCAAAAUUCCAUGGAAAAAAAGUUAAUGUUAUCAAAAACGUGAUGAGAAGAUUUUUUCAUAAAACUUAUAAUUUUCAAUAUUUUUCAAUGUUCGAAAAUUGAAAAAAUGUUUAAUUUCGAAAAUUCUCAAGCUUUUUCCAAGGCUUGCUUGGUAAUUAGCGGUUAGGAAUUUUUUGAAAAAUGUCCAGAACACUUCUUGAUGUACCGAAAUAAGAUUUUAGAAGUCUCAACCUGCACUAGUUAUAUUUAACUUGGAGGUGAUCUUUCUCAAGUACUAGAAAGUUGUGCAGUUGAAACUCUCCGGACGGAAAGUAGAAAAUCAAGAAAGACCAUUCUCCAUUUUCGUUUCGAGUGAACUGAACUGUAAUCCCACCUAACCUGAGAUCUCGAAAUAUUGCUCAUUUUGCACACCUUAUGAGAAAUCUAGAGAUAUCUCCCCCUCAAGAUCCGAGGCUACCGUAGCUGCAGACCACCCGCGGCGUCGUCUCUGCCGACCCCGCCUGUUCUAAUCGGUUCUAACAACGGAAUAAAGUGAUUUCGAGUGUGUUCUCCUUCCCUUUUUCCAACGUCUCGCGGCCUCCGAAAACGCAUAUUGUUGAGGCCUUUACGAGCUCCUCUGCCUUCAGCCAGCGCGCGCGAGUUUUGUUGGAUUCUUGAUGACCUGAGCGGUUCGGCAAAAAUCGUUUUCUUCUUCUUCAGCUAUUUUUUUUUGUCUUUUAAUCCAGUCCAGGCUGUCAUGAGUUCCGUUAAGAAGCUGCUUGUUCUAAUUUCUACUAUUCACAAAGUAGUCUACUUCGAAGAAAAGAAAAUGAAUAAACUAGAAUAUUCCUCCUAAUAAGAAAACCGAAAAGUGAACUUGAAUCAUUCGAGAAAGUCUGACGUGUCUGCGCCCUCUCUUCUCUUGGCGGCGACAGAACAAGAAAAUAAGAAGCCACAAAAAAACCUUAACUGUUACUGCAAAACCUGUUACUCUAUAAGCUAUCUCUGAUAACGAAAAAGGACAAAAAGAGUUAUUUUUUCGGCAGAAGAUUCUUGAAAUAUAUUGCCUCAAAAAUUUCUCAACACGUUUGAGCCGCGUAGCGGCCUCCUUGAACCAUCUUUAGGACAGUUUUUGUCUCAUUGCACCCUAUAAAAACUUCUUUCGAACGGUGGCAUCUUGUAGCAUGAAGAGGAAACCGUUCAGACUCUACAGAAGCUUCAGAAUGAUGAAAUACCCUAAAAGGCUUUUCGUUUCUCAUGUCAAGACUUCGAGCAUUAGAAAAUCGAGAGUAUAACCCGCGAAGCAGUCACUUUUAUCCAUCUUCAGACAGCUUUUGUCUCAUUGCACCCGAUGAAAAAACUACUUUCGCACGGUGGCACCUCGUAGCAUGAAAAGGAAAUCGUUCAGAGCCUGGAACAGCUUCAGGGAGACCACCACAACAGAAAGAUGCAAAUAAUUGGAAGUCUCAGAAAAAUCGAGUAUACAAGCCAAAGUCCAUAAACGGACAUCUGGCUCAUCAGUCAUCGCUUCGAGAUUGUCUCCAAGAUUUUUCCCGACUGAUUUUGCCGCACUUUCCUCCCCGGCCGCCGGAACGAAUCGAUCAAGGAAUGCGUUGA